GGAUGGACCCCGAGUGGCACCCAGAGGUGACCCCGAAGGUGACAGCGGAGAUGGCCCCAGCGUCCCCAAAGGGGUCCUCAAGGAUGUCCCCGAUGUCCCCAAAGGGGUCUUCAGAUGCGUCCCCAAAGGGGUCCUCAAGGAUGUCCCCAAAUGGGCGCUGGGAGGUGACCCCGAUGUCCCCGGAGGGGUCCCCAGAGGUGGUCCCGGAGAUGUCCCCAGUGUCCCCAGAGAGGCCCUUGGAAAUGUCCCCAGCGUCCCCAAAGGGGUCCUCGGAGGUGGCCCCAGAGGUGUCCCCAGAGAGGUGUCCGAUGUCCCCAAAUGGGUCCUCGGAAGCGACCCCAAUGUCCCCAAAGGGGCCCCCAAAGGUGGUCCCGGAGAUGUCCCACGUGUCCCCAAAGGGCUCCUCGGAUGUGUCCCCAAAUGGGACCUCAGAGAGGCACCCAACGUCCCCAGAGCGCUCCUUGGGUGCCCCCCCGAUGUCCCCACCCGGGUCCCCGAAGGUGGCCCUGGGGACGUCCCCAAAAGGGUCCUCGGAUUUGUCCCCGAUGUCCCCAAAGGGGCCCUCGGAAAUGUCCCCAAAUGGGUCCUCAGAUGUGGCCCAGAUGUCCCCAAAGGGCUCCUCGGGGAUGUCCCCGAUGUCCCCAAAGGGGUCCUCAGAGGUGGCCCCAAAUGGGUCCUCGAAAAUGUCCCCGAUGUCCCCAAAGGGGUCCUUGGAGAUGUCCCCAAACGAUUCCUGGAUGUCCCCCAAGGGGUCUUCGGAAAUGUCCCCAAAGGGGUCCUCAGAA
Messenger RNA from Meleagris gallopavo (turkey), 785 nucleotides. The record is from RefSeq and is a predicted model, not a curated record. Lineage: Eukaryota; Metazoa; Chordata; Aves; Galliformes; Phasianidae.